CAAUCUACUGAGAAUUCUUUAAAAAAAGAAGAAAGAAAAAAAAGCAUUGGGAUUCUCUCAUCGUGUUAAGUAUCCAAGUAUUCAUGAUGAUGCUUUGCCAAACUCAUGUUAUUUUGACGACUCAUGAUUAUCAGUUAGUUGGUUCCACUCAAGCAUAACCUCAAGAACCAGUUUUAAAUGCCAUAUUUUUUUUCAGUUCAUAUAACUUGAACAAAUCACUAAACUUUUCUUGCUUCAAACUUAUCCACCAUGAAAUUUCAUCUCGUACAACUUCCGAAUGGAAAGAACUCUCAUCAAAGCAGUUGCCUUAAGCUUUUUCUUUCAACCCUUUCCCUGAUUUUCAUCAGUUCAAUCCCUUUAGGUCUCCUGAAAUGUUCCCAUCCGCCAUUGGCAUCCCCCAACAGUAGCAGCCCGAGAAGCAUAGAGUUGAAUAACAAAUGUGAUGUGUUUAAUGGAAAAUGGGUGCCUCACCCACAAGGUCCUUACUAUACCAAUGAAACUUGCCGCCUCAUCAUCAAUCAGCACAAUUGCAUCAAAUUCGGGAGACCCGACACCGAGUUCAUGAAAUGGAGAUGGAAGCCUGUUGACUGUGAACUACCCCUCUUUAAUGCAACUCAGUUCUUAGAGAUUGUCCGAGGGAAGUCCAUGGCCUUCGUUGGUGAUUCAGUAGGAAGGAACCAAAUGCAAUCAUUAUUGUGCCUCUUAGCUGAUGUUGCAGAUGCAAAGGACAUUUCUCAUAAUUUUUCAUCAGACAUGAACUAUUUCAAACGUUUGUUCUAUGGUGAAUACAAUUUCACUCUAGCAGCAUUUUGGUCACCUUUCUUGGUCAAAUCCAGAGAUGCAGACCCUGAUGGGCAUUCAUUCAACAGCCUAAUGAGCCUUUACUUGGAUGAAGCUGAUGAAGCAUGGGCAAAUGAGAUCGAGAAUUUCAACUAUGUGAUCAUAUCAGCAGGACAAUGGUUCUUCCGCCCGCUGUUUUUCUACCAAAAUGGUCAACUUGUUGGGUGUCACAAGUGCAGUGAAAAUAACAUUACUAGCCUUACAAGGUAUUAUGGGUACAAAAUGGCCUUCAGAACAGCUUUCAAAACCCUUCUUAGCCUUGAAAACUACAAGGGGUUAGCUUUUUUAAGGACAUUUUCAGCAUCCCAUUUUGAAAAUGGAGAUUGGGAUAAGGGAGGGAAAUGUGCUAGAACAAGACCCUUUACUAGUGGAGAAAUGAAGUUGGAAGAGUAUAACAUGGAGUUCUACUUGACUCAAGUGGAGGAACUGAGAAAUGCUGAGAAAGAAGGGAUGAAAAAGGGGCUAAGAUUUGAGCUGAUAAACACCACUGAAAUCAUGUGGUUGAGACCAGAUGGGCAUCCAAAUAGUUAUGGACAUUCCAUGAAUAGGAACGUCAAAGUAAACGACUGUGUUCAUUGGUGCUUGCCAGGCCCCAUUGACACCUGGAAUGAGUUUUUGCUGUAUUUUAUGAAGAAGGAAUUUAUCCACAUGAUGAAAAAUGCCUGAAAAAGAGUUUGUUUUCCAGUUCUAUUUCACAAUAUGGAGGUAAGCAAAGAAAUUGCAAAUGCUACAUUCAAUCGUUCUUGUCAAUAAGGAAAAAUCAACCUUUUGGAAUGAAUAUGCAUUGCUAUACAAGUUCAGAACAGCAAACUA
Hibiscus syriacus is the source of this 1653-nucleotide messenger RNA. RefSeq names its product protein trichome birefringence-like 19. Gene Ontology annotation, molecular function: O-acetyltransferase activity. Bases 250 to 1506 code for a protein of 418 amino acids. Lineage: Eukaryota; Viridiplantae; Streptophyta; Magnoliopsida; Malvales; Malvaceae. Gene Ontology annotation, cellular component: Golgi apparatus. The transcript has 2 exons. The record is from RefSeq and is a predicted model, not a curated record.